This is a messenger RNA of Mus pahari (shrew mouse), 2598 nucleotides long. It is a transcript of the gene Nopchap1, whose product is annotated as chromosome 9 C12orf45 homolog. The transcript is spliced from 4 exons. The coding region runs from base 15 to 569 and encodes 184 amino acids. Gene Ontology annotation, biological process: box C/D snoRNP assembly. NCBI's taxonomy places the organism in Eukaryota, Metazoa, Chordata, Mammalia, Rodentia, Muridae. Gene Ontology annotation, molecular function: box C/D methylation guide snoRNP complex binding. The record is from RefSeq and is a predicted model, not a curated record.
GCUGCCUUGGAAGCAUGGAGCUCCGGGGUGAGCGCGCGACCGGUCCUGGUGUUUCUUCGUCUUCUGUAGACUGCUCGCGGGUCACGGUGUCCAGGGAGCUGCUGACGGCGGGGAGCGAGGGUUCGGGAGGUAUCUGGGACCAGUUGCUUGUCAGCGCUAAGCCUCAUCCCAGAAAGACCUCUACUCUUCAAACGGUUCGGAUGCAGAGGAGCCCUUUGCUAGACCAGGUUCAGGCCUUCCUCCCUCGAAUGGCCCAGGCCAACGAGACAUUGCAGAGGGAAAUGGCAGCCGCUCCAGCUGGUCACUUCAACAUUGAAAACAUUGACGAGACGUCGGGAAACAUCAUACAGAUGGAUGUGGCCUUAUUUGAGAUGAAUCGGUCAGAUUCAAAAGAGGAUAGUCCAGAAGAGAGCUCACAGGACAGUUCUGGGGACAGCUCGGAGUCCGAAGAAGAUGACUGCAUUUCCUCUGAAGUCACCAUGGAGAACAUUAAGCUUCCGAAUGCAGAAGGUGGCAAAGGCAAGAUUGAAGUUUUGGACAGUCCGGCAAGUAAAAAAAAGAAGCAGUGAAAUUAACCACACGAAAGGAGCAGGUGCUCCCCACCUGGGCAUUGGGGGCAGGGCGGCCCGGUCUGAUUGGCUGCAGUCCUUAUGUGUCACAAAGAAAAACUAAUGAACCUAGGUGUAUUUUACAUAGAAAGUGCUCAGAGCUUUGCUGCAGAGAGGUAGUGCCCUUGGACACUGAGAAGGGAAAUAAGAAAUGACGAGAAUGGUUCAUGCAGAUGUUUGCUCUAGAGUGUGGGCUGUAACUGACUCGUCUGUGCUGAAAUCUAGUUAUUGGUUACAAGAUCCCCACUGCCAGUUUGGGGUUUUGGUAUGUUCUAUAUCAAGGCAGGUUGCAGUUUGUUAUGUACAAACUGGGUGCUAGAGACAAGCCCAGGAUGACAGCCCCCUGCCACUUAAGGUGUGAUGGUGCCUAUAUUCAGUUCAGGAAAACCCAAGCUGCCUUUUAAAGCUUUGUAAGGAAUUACAGUUGACAUCCUCUUAGAGCAGAUUGAUGUUUGCUCCUUCUGUGAAGAGAGUUUAGAAACACCUAUGUGCUAUAUCACUGUCUUGUAUGUGAGUGUGAAGUCAUGUAAAAUUGUCAUUUCAAAUUGUAAUGCUACUGACAGCCUGAAGAACGACUCCAGUUCAGUUAGUAAGCUGAGAGUGUGGAUGACCUGGUAGCUGUUUCACAGACUGACCAGUUUUAGAUGAUGAUCUCAGGGCUAGCAAGUGCCAGCGGUGGGAGGAUGAGGCUACUUGAGUAGAGGAACCGUGCCCCUGUGACUGAGGAGAUGAUAACAACCCUGUCGUUUAUCUGGUGGAUUGCCAUACCACGUGAUAAUCGUCCUUGCUGCCUCUGAGCCAGGGUCUCUGAUGGUCCCGGCAGCUUCUGCUCCACAGUCAUGCUGGGUUAGGGCAUCGGGCCGAGAUUACCAGUUUUCCCGCCCUCCAGCACUUACCACCCUCCGUACUGUCCUCCAUAGCCCUGAGCCCCUAGAGAGAAAAAGGUAUCCUGGUCACUUUUCCUCCUGAGAACAGAGCAGAGUGUUCAGGGCAUGCCUAACUACCUGACUGAAGAGAGUCUGCCACGUGUGCAGGUCAGAUCAUCAAGGGUUACAAUCCUUGCCUACCCAGUACAAGAAGAGAUUCCCCUCAGUGACUACAGUUGAUAGCUGCAGUAUGACCGAUCCCCAUAUUCAGAGGAUAAUUGUCUUUUUUAUUUCUGUGACGAGACACUUCAUGGCCAAGGCAAAUAGUAAAAGACAAGCAUUUAACUGCGGGCUUCCUUUCAGUGUGAGAGGGUGAGUCUGACACUCGAGGGAGUGUGGGGAUGGGCAGUGCACCGGGCAGAGCAAAGUAUGACACUGGGCCUGGCUGAGCUUUUGAAACCUCAGGAGUCUGUCCAUCUCUCUCCCCUUCCCCCUCCAGUGACAUACCUUUUCCAACAAGGCUCCUGUUCUUCCUAAACAGUCUGCCAACUAGGAACCAAACGUUCAAAUCUAUAAGGAGCAUUCUCAUUUAAACCGUCACAAUGUUUAAUUGGGUGCAUAUGUGUUUGGACAUAGGAUUUUUCUUUAGCCUGAGGUUGGAGGGGGCUAGACAGACAGUUGGAAGAUGGUUAACUGCCUGUGGAGAUUGAAGCACCACAGAACCUGCUGUUCCUGUGGGGCACACAGGUACUGGAGGACUUGGGAUCCUCAGCCAAAUGAGGCUGUAAGAGUUGGCUCCCCCUUGGGCCCGAACAGCAGCCUCUUGACACUGAAUGCUGUCUGCUGGGGGUUGGGGUAGUGCUUUCUGGUGUAAGCCCAGGUUGGAGCUCUGGUCUCCUGAAGUCAGCAUUUGGUGUCCUUAGCAGUAGGGGCUACCAUUUAGCUCUGGUACGCAUACAAGUAUAGUGACAGUAGUCACUUCUGGGAUCUCUCUCCCUGGCCAACAACUCAUAGGAAAGUAGACCACCACCCUGGGAUUGGAGUUUUUACUUAAUUAACAACCCUACAGUUGCUGGAAGCACUCUAUGCACAUGUAGUGAAACUUCAGCUGCCAUUUAAAUAUA